GGGUACAGACAGAGAGAGAGAGAGAGAAAGAGAGAGAGUGGGCAGGCUUGGGAAGAGUUAACACAGUCGAGCUGAAAGUUGUCUUUCUCUUUACAGAAUCGACUGUAAAAGUGUAGAGUUCAGUUUAACAGCGAGACUGAGAGGAUUUAAACUUUAACUCAGCCAAAAUGAGACUUUCUCUGUUGUUUCCAGGGAUCUUUGUUGUUUGUGCUCUUUUCUCUCUGACAAACUGUGAAGAGCAGCGACUCCCAAAAGAAGAUAAACUUCUAGUUGUGACAGUUGCAACCAAAGAGACGGAUGGCUUCAAGCGUUUCAUGAGGUCGGCCAAACAUUUUAACUACACUGUCAAGGUUCUUGGUCUUGGUCAAAAAUGGAGUGCAGGCGAAUACAUGUCAGCUCCAGGGGGAGGCCAGAAAGUACGACUCCUUCAAGCGGCUCUGGAGGAGAUGAAGAAUGAGGACAAAAUCAUCCUUUUUAUUGACAGCUACGAUGUGAUUUUCGCCUCGGGCCCCAAAGAGCUGCUCAAGAAGUUCCAGCAGACCAGACACAAGGUGGUGUUCUCCUCGGAGAGCCUGAUCUGGCCCGACAGACACCUGGAGGACAAAUACCCCCACGUCAUCGAGGGCAACAGGUUCCUAGGCUCAGGAGGUUUUAUUGGCUACCUUCCCAACAUCAAAGAAAUGGUUGCUGACUGGACAGGAGAAGACAGCGACAGUGACCAACUGUUCUUCACCAAGAUUUUCAUUGAUCCAGUUAAAAGGAAAUCCGCAAAUAUCACACUGGACAGCAAAUGCAGAUUGUUCCAGAACCUGCAUGGAGCCCUCGACGAGGUGAUGCUGAAGUUUGAGGAUGGACGGGUACGGGCCAGAAAUGUGGUGUAUGAUACCCUGCCUGUCGUCAUCCAUGGGAACGGACCAACCAAGCUCCAGAUCAACUACCUGGGUAACUACAUCCCCAACACAUGGACAUUUGAGACAGGAUGCACAGAGUGUCACAAGGAACUCAACCCGCUGAAAGCUCUUAAGGAGAGUGAAUACCCGCUGGUGGUCAUUGGCAUCUUCAUUCAACAGCCCACCCCUUUUGUGACGGUGUUCUUUGAGCGCCUGCUGAAGCUCCAGUAUCCCAAGAACAGGCUCAAACUCUUCAUCUACAACCCGGAAGCUCAUCAUGAGCCUCAGGUCAGCUCAUUCUUGAAGGAUCAUGGAAGCCUUUAUCAGGAUGUCAAGUUCAUCAAGCCUGAAGAGAAGACGGACGGAGCUGCCUCCCGCAACCUGGGCUUUGAUAUGUGCCGGAAGGACAAGGACUGUGACUAUUUCUUCGUCUUGGACAUUGAAGUGGUCUUAAAGAACGAGAACACACUUAAAAUUCUCAUUGAACAAAACCUUCCCAUCGUGGCACCGAUGAUAACUCGAGCCGGUCGACUCUGGAGCAACUUCUGGGGAGCCCUCAGUGCAGAGGGCUUCUACGCCAGGUCUGAGGACUACGUGGACAUAGUUCAAGGACGCAGAGUGGGUGUGUGGAAUGUCCCAUAUGUGUCCAGCGUGUACCUGGUGAAGGGCGGCCUCCUUCGAUCAGAGCUGACAGACUACGAGCUGUUUAACUCAAACAUCUUAGACCCUGACAUGGCUUACUGCCACAACAUUCGUAACAAGGGAAUUUUCAUGUAUGUCACCAACAUGCAUACCUUCGGUCACAUCCUGUCAACAGAAAACUAUCAGAUGAGCCAUCUUCAUAAUGAUCUGUGGCAGAUCUUUGAAAACCCAAAGGACUGGGAGGAGCGCUACAUUCAUGAGAACUACACUCGCAUCAUGAAAGACAAGCUGAUUGAAACGCCGUGUCCUGAUGUGUAUUGGUUCCCAGUUUUCUCUGAUGUUGCUUGUGACCACAUUGUCGAAGAAAUGGAACAUUUUGGAAAGUGGUCAGGAGGCGGCAAUAAGGACACCAGAAUCCAAGGAGGCUAUGAGAACGUCCCCACAGUCGAUAUCCACAUGAAUCAAAUCAACUUUGAAAAGGAAUGGCACAAAUUCUUACUGGAGUUUAUAGCACCGAUAACAGAGAAAAUGUAUCCUGGUUACUACACCAAGUGUGCCACUCCCUUGAACUUUGUGGUGAGGUACAAACCCGACGAGCAGCCGCUGCUCACACCUCACCAUGACGCCUCCACAUUCACUAUUAACAUAGCUCUCAACAGCAAAGAUGUUGACUACCAGGGUGGUGGAUGCAGGUUCCUCCGCUACGACUGCUCCAUUCGGGCUCCUCGUAAAGGCUGGACCCUCAUGCAUCCGGGCCGCCUCACCCACUACCACGAAGGUCUGCCGACCACCGCCGGAGUCCGGUACAUCGCAGUAUCCUUCGUGGAUCCCUGAACUUCCCAAAGAUGGCACAAACAGGACGCACACUGGCCGCAUCCUUCAGCAUCACAGCUGCUCUUUAUUUUCUGAUUUGGAGCGGUGAACUCUUUUCAUUAGUUCAUUUGCUUGUUUUAAUCUCCACAAUGAUAUUGUUUCUGUCUUACUUAAAGAAUUAUAUACAAUCUGUGACUUUGGUCAACCUAUUAGCAGUAGAAUAUCAGUGCUCUAUGAUGAAACAUGGAUGCAUAAAUGAACAACAACAUAUAAUGAACAUGUUAUUGUUAAAAGUAGCGCUCUCCCGAAUACCAUUUUUUGGGGCUUCGAAGCUUCGGUGAGAAGUAUUCGAAGCUUUGCGGUAAGCGCAGUGCAGCAGGUCGACAUGUUCUUCUAUCUGUCUCCAUCCCUCCCCCGUUUCAGUGCCACCGCCACUGCACUACUUAACACACACGUGUUAAGUAGUGAUAUGUCAUCAUAUAGUGACUGAAUACAGUGUAGUGCUAAUUGAUUUGAAUGUGGACCACUUCAUCACAAUAUCAGCUGAAAUGAUAAGGCAGUGAUUAUUACAGGCACUUUCUUGUGAAUGGGUCCUGUGUGUUUUCGUCAGCAAUAGCUAUGUGAGGAAUAGAUGAUUGCAACCAACUUUACAACAGUUUCAGUUAGGAACCUACCGUUAUCAUCAUCAUUACAUAUAAAGCCACUUUGGUGCAGUUGGAUCGAUCCGAGCGCUCCCGUUUGGUCUGGAUCAGAAAUCCAGUUGAUCCUGUCGGGCCUUGAGCCGGACUUCUCUCAGGAAAUCACCAGAAGUUCAACUUGGAUUUCUUAGAAAUGUUUGUGAAAAACCUUUAUGUUGUUGUAAGUAAGUUACGCUAACUGUUACUUUUUCUGUAUCCAAAGAAAUUCUUUUUUUUUUUUUUUUUGUAUUCUUUCUUAAACUGAGACACUCCAAAGCCUGUUAAGCCUACGUCUUAUUUAUUUUGUGUAUAUUAAAAGGAAACACUCCCUCAUGUUUUUAGCAUUUGCAAUAUAACUGCUUUUUGUGAGAUUUCAUAUUGGAAUCUGAGCUCACUUUUUCACGUGCGCUCACUGAUGUUGGUCAGCCGAGUUAGUAAAAGUGUAUACAUACUCACACAGCUGUCAUUUCCUGUUACAAGCCAUCACUGUGCUUUGAACACAACUUGAAUAAAACGGUGAGCUGAGAGUGUGUGAACUGUGA
This is a messenger RNA of Sebastes umbrosus (honeycomb rockfish), 3564 nucleotides long. RefSeq names its product procollagen-lysine, 2-oxoglutarate 5-dioxygenase 1a (gene plod1a). The transcript is spliced from 19 exons. The record is from RefSeq and is a predicted model, not a curated record. Bases 168 to 2366 code for a protein of 732 amino acids. Gene Ontology annotation, cellular component: endoplasmic reticulum. Gene Ontology annotation, molecular function: L-ascorbic acid binding; iron ion binding; procollagen-lysine 5-dioxygenase activity. Gene Ontology annotation, biological process: peptidyl-lysine hydroxylation. NCBI's taxonomy places the organism in Eukaryota, Metazoa, Chordata, Actinopteri, Perciformes, Sebastidae.